This is a messenger RNA of Maylandia zebra (zebra mbuna), 4912 nucleotides long. It is a transcript of the gene flt4, whose product is annotated as fms related receptor tyrosine kinase 4. Gene Ontology annotation, biological process: multicellular organism development; regulation of MAPK cascade; positive regulation of kinase activity. Gene Ontology annotation, molecular function: transmembrane receptor protein tyrosine kinase activity; growth factor binding; ATP binding. The record is from RefSeq and is a predicted model, not a curated record. Gene Ontology annotation, cellular component: plasma membrane; signaling receptor complex. Lineage: Eukaryota; Metazoa; Chordata; Actinopteri; Cichliformes; Cichlidae.
CGCUCCCGUCACGAGCAAAGGAAAGGGAAAUCGUUGAAAAUCCCAUUCAGUGCCUUAUGCAUCCUUUUAAACUAAACGAGGGGGGAAAUUGUGUGUGUGGUGUGUGUGUGCUUUUCCUUUUCCUCAGCACUUCGGCUAUGUCCUCUCUGCGCAAAGCAGCCCACAGACAGACAGCGUUCACCUGAGUUUCCCCCCCUUAACCCCACCCAAGGACCUUCAUUGAAACCAGCUUCUCCACUAAGAGCCUGUUAAAACCAACCUGUCCUUUUUCUUUUAUUCUUCUAAAAAAAAAAAUUUAAAGAGAGAGAAACUCAGCUCAAGCUUGUGCACUUCUGGACCGGAGAUCUGGAGAUGAAGACAGACUUUAUGCUGUUCUGUCGGACUUGGAUUGGACUAGCAUACGCCUCAGGUCUGGUGAUAGGCUAUUCUAUGACUCCACCCGUCCUCGACAGCCCCAAAGACGAACUAGUGAUUGCAGCCCACACAACACUCACUCUUACAUGCAGGGGAUCUAAUACUCUGGCCUGGGCCUGGCCUGAUCAGACUCUGGUUGGACGAGACCUAACCCAGCGUCACUCCCAGCUGGAGACCACCUCAGCCCCCGGGCAGAGGGUGGCCUUAGUCAGCGAGUGUCCGGGGAAGUUGGAAUUGCCGUACUGCAAGAAGCUUGUCCUGAAUGGGGCACAGGCCAAAGACACGGGGUACUACCGCUGCUCAUAUAAGGAUGCCAAGGCCAUCAUUGAAGGCACCACUGCCACCAGCAUUUAUGUCUUUGUCAUGGACCCAGAGCAGCCCUUCCUCAACAGCGGCAGCGUGCAGACCAUUUUCAUCAAGAGCCAUUCCACGGAUGUAAUAGUGCCAUGCCUGGUCACAGUGCCUGAUCUGAAUGUCACCCUGAAAACGAUGUGGUACAAUCCCUGGCCACUGGAGAAGGAGAGGCUGAGAUGGGACAACAAGCGGGGCUGGUCCAUUCCCAAAAACAUCAUAGACAAGGAACCUCUCCUGAUGCUUUCUUGUGCUGCUAUGCUGGGAGGCAAUUGGUACAGUUCGGACAGCUACGUGUUCCACACUACAGGAAGUCAGGUUUACGAUGUCAAGCUGUUUCCUGAGGAGCCAGUACAGCUGUUAGUGGGGGAGGCCCUCACCCUGAACUGCACAGCGAUGGUGGAGUUCAACGCAGGGGUGGACAUCCAGUGGUCUUACCCAAGCAAACAGGCGAAUGACUUGGUGCAAGUUACCACCCUCCGUGAAUCUCUGUCUCAAGCCACAACGGCUUCUAGCGCCCUGACCAUCCACAGUGUCAAUGUCACAGACACCGGCCGAUACACCUGCAAUGUUACCAGCAUGGACGGGACUUACACCCAACAAACUCAGGUCGUAGUUUAUGAAGGACCAUUUAUCCACCUCGACUACAGAAUUGGACCGAUUGUGGAGAUAACUGCUGGCCAGAAGUCAUACAAAUUACAAGUAAAUGUCUCUGCCUUACCGGCACCCGAAACGCAAUGGUAUAAAGACGGAAAGCUAAUAAACCAGCGCCCAGAAUUCAAGAUGAAAAGGAUGAGGAUGCACCCUAAACAUGUUUUGGAGAUUAAGGAUGUUUGUCAGGAGGACUCCGGGCUGUACACGGUGGUCCUGAAAAACAGCGAUGCUGGGCUAGAGAGGAAGCUCAACAUAACGCUUGUCGUCAACGUUCCUCCUCAGAUUCAUGAAAAAGAGGUGGCAGAUCCAUCCAGCCCUUACCCCAGCGGCAGCAGCCAAACGCUGACGUGCACCGCCUACGGUGUCCCUAUUCCCAACAUCAGCUGGCAGUGGAGGGCCUGGGGCCCCUGUGUCCUCAACAGCACCCAAAGCAGAGUGGCCCGACAAGACCGGAAGAGCCGGAGUGACAGGAUUGCAGAAUGUCAGAACUGGCAGGACAUUAACUCGGAGAAUGCGAUGAAUGAAAUUGAGCCGAUCGAGUCGUCUCUCGAAGUUGUGGAUGGACGAGAGAAGAGAGUGAGCAGACUUCUGAUUCGCAAUGCCAGCGUGUCCGUCAUGUACAAGUGUUCUGCUAAAAACAAAGUGGGCAAAGAUGAGCGGCUUAUCUACUUCUAUGUAACCACCAUCCCCGAGGGCUUCAAUGUAGAUGUCCAGCAGUCUGAGUAUCCCCUGGAGCAGGAGAAAGUGUCUCUCCUUUGCAGUGCUGAUAAUUACACCUAUGAGCAGCUCCACUGGUACCGUCUUGACCCUCGGGCCCUGCAGGACGAGGAGGGUAAGCCCCAGGAGCUGGACUGCAAGAGCGUGCACCUAUAUGCUGAGACUCUCCGUGGUGGGCUCUCCUUCCAGGAGCCCUCCAACAGCUGGGUCUUGGACUUCACUAUUAACUCCAUCCAGCUGCAGGAUGAAGGGCAUUACGUAUGUGAGGCUCAGAGCAGACGCAGUGGGGAGAAACAGUGCCUUUUCAGAUACAUCUCUGUCAAAGCCCUGGAGGCACCACGCUAUAAGCGCAGCCUCACCAACCAAACAGUGAAUGUGACCGAGUCUCUCACGAUGGAGUGCGACGUGGAGGGCAGACCUCUGCCCCGAUUCUUCUGGUUCAAAGACAACCAGCCUCUCCACCAAAUGUCAGGGAUCCAGCUGCAGGAUUCAAACCGCACGCUGAGUAUCCAGCGGGUCAGAGAGGAGGACGCCGGUCUUUACACCUGCACCGCCUGCAACCAGCGCGGUUGUGUCAACUCCUCAGCCGCCGUCAGCGUCAUCGGAUCAAGUGACCGGGCCAACGUGGAGAUUGUAAUUCUCAUCGGGACUGGAGUCAUCGCCGUUUUCUUCUGGGCCUUGCUCAUUCUCAUCUUCUGCAAUGUGAAGCGGGUUAACCCAGCAGACAUAAAGACAGGUUAUCUGUCAAUCAUUAUGGACCCGGGGGAGGUGCCACUGGAUGAGCAGUGCGAAUACCUGCCCUACGACUCAUCGCAGUGGGAGAUCUCCAGAGACAGACUCCGGCUAGGAAAAGUUUUAGGGCACGGUGCCUUUGGAAAAGUAAUUGAAGCAUCAAUCUACGGCAUUAGCAAGAGCAAAGGUUUGGACACGGUGGCUGUCAAGAUGCUGAAGGACGGAGCCACGGCCAGUGAACACAAAGCCUUGAUGUCAGAGUUAAAGAUACUGAUUCACAUUGGCAACCAUCUGAAUGUAGUAAACCUCCUGGGAGCCUGCACCAAACCAAAUGGCCCGCUGAUGGUGAUUGUGGAAUACUGCAAGUAUGGGAAUCUCUCCAACUUCCUACGAGCCAAGAGAGAGUUCUUCCUCCCUUACAGGGAUCGCUCUCCAAAAACCCAGAGCCAGGUGAGGCGGAUGAUUGAAGCGGGUCAGAUUGCCCAGAGGACUCGUCAACCGCCCUCUCCAUCCUCCUCCCCGCUCACCGCUUCUCAGAGUCCAUCAUCCAAUACGUCCAGUCAGACUCCCGCUGUAGAGAAAAUGGAGGACUUGUGGAAAACUCCUCUGACGAUAGAAGAUUUGAUUUGCUACAGUUUCCAGGUGGCUCGUGGGAUGGAGUUCCUGGCUUCCAGAAAGUGUAUCCACAGAGACCUGGCCGCCCGUAACAUCCUCCUGUCAGAGAACAACAUUGUGAAGAUCUGUGAUUUUGGGCUGGCCCGAGACAUUUACAAAGACCCCGACUACGUCAGGAAAGGCAACGCUCGCCUCCCUUUGAAGUGGAUGGCCCCAGAGAGCAUCUUUGACAAAGUGUACACCAGCCAGAGUGACGUGUGGUCCUUUGGAGUUCUCCUUUGGGAAAUCUUUUCACUCGGUGCAUCUCCGUAUCCGGGGGUACAGAUUGACGAAGAGUUUUGCAAGCGAUUGAAAGAGGGCGUCAGGAUGAGAGCACCGGAGACUGCCUCUCCUGAAAUAUAUGGCAUCAUGCUGGCCUGCUGGCAGGGCGAGCCAAAAGAGAGGCCCACCUUCCCCGCCUUGGUCCAGAUCCUGGGAGACCUGCUGCAGGACAACAGUCUACCUGAUGGGAAGGACUACAUCCCCCUGAACCACUCACAGAACUCUGAAGACGAUGGUUUCUCUCAAGCCUCUUCGCGCCCGCCAUCUGAGGAAGAACUGAGACUCGCUUGCAACACUAUGCCCACAAGGUAUUAUAAUUGUGUGCCCUUUGCUGGCUGUGUGUUCGUGGGGCCGUCCAAAAUAUGCCAGCCCAGAGUGAAGACCUUUGAAGAGUUGCCUCUUGAGAUGCAUCCACAGAAACCUCCUCAAGACAACCAGACGGACAGCGGGAUGGUUCUGGCCUCCGAAGAAUUUGAGAGAAUUGAGCACAACCACGGGGGUGUUGUCUUGAAAAGUCGUAUAAACAGUAGCAGCAGCACGGAGCCUCUGACAGCCUCCCACAGUUCCCCAGAUCAAAGCCAUGCCACAGGCAGCUCCAGGCUCCGGCCCAACUUCUUCAGCCAGCUGUCAGGUCAGACCUUCUACAACAACGAGUACGGACACCUGUCCGAGGAGGGCUUCUGUGACUUCUACUCCUCACCGAACACCACCUCCCCGGCCUCUUCGAAUGUGUAAUUUUACCAAAGAUGCAUAAAAAAGGGGUUUAACACAGACAGCUGAGGUUGAGGAUGGUUUGCAGUAACAUCUCAGUAUUGACAUGUAACUAGUCUUUUUUUUAUAUAUUGAAGAUCAGGUUUUAGAUUCUCAUGAUUACUUUCUCAUCUCGAAAUCCUUCUUCUCUCAGACUGUUGCCUCAACAAAUGGACUGAGCUACAUGUGCCUGAAGUUCCUCUAACCAGCCACUGCGUGGCAGCAUUAUGACAAAAACAAACCACAAGUAUUUUCUAGUCACACACAUAUAUAUAUUUUUAUCUUUUAUAUGCAGAGAAUUCUUUCUUUAUUUGUGCAAAUUAUGACUCAUACAAGAGGAAAUAAAGAAUUUUAUCUC